This is a messenger RNA of Paramormyrops kingsleyae, 1363 nucleotides long. RefSeq names its product V-type proton ATPase 16 kDa proteolipid subunit c. Gene Ontology annotation, molecular function: proton-transporting ATPase activity, rotational mechanism. The record is from RefSeq and is a predicted model, not a curated record. Gene Ontology annotation, cellular component: proton-transporting V-type ATPase, V0 domain. Lineage: Eukaryota; Metazoa; Chordata; Actinopteri; Osteoglossiformes; Mormyridae. Gene Ontology annotation, biological process: proton transmembrane transport.
CCAUUUUCCUCCGGUCUGCCGGUACUCGCAAGAAGACAGGAGGGGAGAUUCGCUCUUACUGUUAUUUUAAAGGAUAUCAGUACCCUGUGAAAGACAUUGCCUCCACGUUAAGAGUACUGAAAUACAAUCUGAACGUGGCCGUUUUUUGAAGGCUGUUUGUUUUUUAUACCCAACGAGAGAGAAUGUCCUCCACGAGCCCCGAGUACUCGCCGUUCUUCGGGGUGAUGGGCGCCUCCGCAGCCAUGGUGUUCAGCGCUCUAGGUGCAGCUUAUGGCACAGCCAAGAGCGGCACCGGCAUCGCUGCCAUGUCAGUGAUGAGGCCAGAGCUGAUCAUGAAGUCCAUCAUCCCCGUGGUCAUGGCAGGUAUCAUUGCCAUCUACGGUCUGGUGGUCGCAGUGCUGAUCGCCAACAGCCUGUCUGAGAACGUCACCCUUUUCAAGAGUUUCCUGCACCUGGGAGCAGGAUUGAGCGUGGGACUGAGUGGCCUGGCCGCCGGAUUCGCCAUCGGCAUCGUGGGAGAUGCCGGAGUCCGCGGCACUGCACAGCAGCCGCGCCUCUUCGUUGGCAUGAUCCUCAUUCUGAUCUUUGCCGAAGUUCUGGGGCUCUAUGGUCUCAUUGUAGCCCUCAUUCUGUCCACGAAAUAAACCAUCAUUACGCUGGUCACUGGGAGGGCAGCAAAAGGAAAAAUGCAUCGAUCUCAUUUCCAGGCCGUUGUACAGUCCUCUGGUUGGUAGUGAUCCUCUUGUACAUGCACCACGUAUAUUAGUGACUUGUCAUUUUUGUGUGUUUGUGUGUGUGUGCGGCCAUUGUUAUUGGUGUCCUCUGGUCUUAAAGAGCAGACUAGGGAACGGUCAUUUGGCUUUUAUUUUUGGGACAUUGGCAAAGUAUCUGUACAAAUACGUGGAUGAGCUGUUUUUUCUCCCCUUCUAAUGAUUUUAAUUUAAAAUGUUUAUACAUCUCUAAAUGGAGCAGUUGUUACUGAAUUCCCCAUAUUAUAAUUAUGUUCAUUAUAAUUUAUAUAUAGAAUUAAGAAUAUAUAGAGGUUAUUGCACUGUGGGUAGUGCUUGGAUUUCUUCUGGAUGUAAUUAUUGGUGAAAUGGCGAAUGCAUUAAGUGUCAGACUUCAGAGUGGAACUUUGGUGUGUGUGAGAUUGUCAAUUACAAUUUGAACAUUCUUGUUACACUUGUAAACAUGUUUUCCUGUAGUACAGCUAUUGGUUGUGUUAAAGUUGUAUACCCAGUGUUGGGUUUAACGGGACUAAUUUCCAAAUUAAUUUACUGUACUUAUUCUCACAGUUAUGGUGGUACUUCCAAAUGUAUUGUCAAAACACAUGUUAUAUAAAGUUCCACUUUGUUCCAAUUCA